This is a messenger RNA of Bufo gargarizans (Asiatic toad), 2264 nucleotides long. It is a transcript of the gene EDC3, whose product is annotated as enhancer of mRNA decapping 3. The coding region runs from base 265 to 1860 and encodes 531 amino acids. Gene Ontology annotation, cellular component: P-body. The transcript has 9 exons. The record is from RefSeq and is a predicted model, not a curated record. Lineage: Eukaryota; Metazoa; Chordata; Amphibia; Anura; Bufonidae. Gene Ontology annotation, molecular function: mRNA binding. Gene Ontology annotation, biological process: P-body assembly; deadenylation-independent decapping of nuclear-transcribed mRNA.
GGGGCUAUAUACUCACUGUAUGUGCUCAGUGAGGGGUCCCAUAGUGACCCAUGUGCCCGCAGCUGUGGGACAGGUCCUUGCUGGAGACUCCACGUGUGGUCGCAGGGUUUCUUCAGAUGUUCCCGCCCCCAGGACGCGUCAUAUAAAUAGGAGACGGCUUGUAUCCCUUGUCACCUCAUGUAACGUGUCAGCUGGAAACCUGAUUUACACAGCGGAAGACCUGAACGAGCCCCUGGCUCACUCUGGAUAACUGAAGCCUGUACCAUGGCAGGAGAUUGGCUUGGGAGCAUUGUAUCUAUAAAUUGUGGAGACACCCUCGGAAUGUACCAAGGCUGUGUAUCUGCUGUUGAUCAGAUCAAUCAGACUAUAUCACUCAUGCAGCCCUUCCACAAUGGGGUUAAGUGCCUCGUUCCAGAGGUUACAUUCAGGGCAGGAGACAUUGUAGAGCUGAAGAUUUUGGAGAUUCCUGUAGAUAGCGGACGGCAGACAAACAUAAGUGUGACUACAGACUACGUAAAUGGUACAGCAAAACAAAGGCCAAUAGAGACAAGUAAUGCACAGAACAUCCCCCGUAGACCAGAUGCGAGGAGCAAUGAUUCUGUAGGCACUUCCCCGCAACCAUGCCCAAAAAGUUAUGUGGACAGGCAAAGUGAAGGCCUCAACCAGCCCAAGAACUUUCGUCGUCGGCACAACUCAUCCCCUCCCAAAUGCCUUGGAUUUUCUGUGGGGAGGAAUCAGGAAGCGGAUUCAGCAGGUCCUGGAAGGGGAACUGACGCAGUCCCUUUGUUAAAUCCGGCAGGGUCAUCAAGCAGCCGGUAUCCUAACCAAGUCACCCCUAAGAAGAGUGGCCCCAAGAAUGGGCCACUGAAAACUCGAGAUGACGAGUGCUUUGGAGAGGACUUGGAGGAAAUUCCAGAUGCAGAUUUUGACUUUGAAGGAAAUCUUGCUCUUUUUGACAAAGCAGCGGUCUUUGAAGAGAUAGACACUCAUGAAAGGAAGGGCGGAGGAGGCACUGGUGGUGGGUCAAAGUCUCGUGGAACCCCCAGUGACAGAGCCCCAACAUACAGACAUGAUGAAAACAUACUUGAAUCUGAGCCAAUCGUAUAUAGGAGAAUUAUAGUACCACAGCCAGGUAGCAAGGAAUACUGCACAGAUUCAGGUCUGGUGGUACCCAGCAUCUCGUAUGGAUUGCACAAGAAGCUCUUAAGUGUGGCGGAGAAGCAUGGCCUGACAGUUGAGAAACGGUUGGAAAUAUCAGGAGUUUGUGCCAGUCAAAUGGCACUGACGCUACUUGGUGGACCCAACAGGCUUAAUCCUAAAAAUGUUCACCAGCGACCUACUGUUGCCUUUCUGUGUGGGCCGCACAUUAAAGGGGCUCAGGGAAUAAGCUGUGGUCGGCACUUGGCCAAUCAUGAUGUAGAUAUUAUCCUCUUCCUACCAAAUUUUGUGAAGAUGUUGGAGCCUGUUACCAACGAGCUAAAUCUGUUUUGUCAGACCGAAGGCAAGCAAGUGUCAAAUGUAAAAGAUCUUCCAGAUUGCCCUGUAGACCUGGUUAUUAAUUGCCUCGAUUGCCAUGAAAAUGCCUUCCUGCAAGACCAACCAUGGUACAGAUCAGCUGUGGACUGGGCCAAUCGGAAUCGAGCCCCAGUGCUUAGCAUUGACCCUCCAGUGGGAGACCUGGAGCAGGGUAUCCAUGCCAAGUGGUCUCUAGAGCUAGGACUCCCACUAGCCCUUGGUGAGCAGGCUGGGAGAGUUUACCUGUGUGACAUUGGCAUUCCCCAGAAGGUUUUCAGAGAGGUUGGAAUCAGCUAUCAUUCACCCUUUGGCUGCAAAUUUGUCAUUCCUUUGCAUUCCAUGUAGGAAUAAUAUGACCUGCAAGUCUUAUAAUAACACACCCCCUUCAAGAUGGUGCUUUAUUGUGGGCACAGAACUGCCACUGACGUCCCUCGUCACCCAAAUAGUAAUAGCUUUGUGCAGGGCAACCUAAUUCUGGCCACAGUCACUGAUUAUUAAGGAGACAGGUUUGUUGUUUUUGUUUGUUUUUUGUCUUGCCCUCUCAUAGCAGCCAAGUAAAACAAUUUAAGAAGUGCACUUCCUAAUGAGAAAUGAAGGGUUUUUUAUUUUAUUUUUUUGUAAUAUAAGUCCUGGUUUAAACAGACUUUGAAUUCUUGUUACUGUGUAGCAUUACCAGCUGUUCAUUGCCUUUGCCAUGUUAUCACUUAAAUAAUGUGGUAUGUACCAAAUGAAGCACUUGGUGUUCUGUG